Medioppia subpectinata is the source of this 359-nucleotide messenger RNA. The record is from the annotation of a GenBank genome assembly. Lineage: Eukaryota; Metazoa; Arthropoda; Arachnida; Sarcoptiformes; Oppiidae.
AACAAAUGCAAGCAUUCACUACAACUGAGCCAUCACUGCCCACAAUCAGCACCACUUCCAGUCCCGACAACCAAUUGAUUGACAAUAAACGGCAUAAUGUUUUGGACUCUGAUAUCGAACUCAUUGGUAGAGUUCCGGCGCCCAAACGGCCCGCACGUAACCGAUCGGCCGUUGAUAUCAAGCCAUCGCUCAUAGACUCCAUACCUCUGGUGCCGGAAAUAGUCAACAAACCGCCCGUAGAGACCAUUACACUAAUAGAUGCCAUACCUCUGGUGCCAGAAAUAGUCAACCGAUCGCCGAUUGACAUAAAGCCAGUGAUAAACAUCAGAUUUCAGGAGUCGUCAAUUGUCCAUAAGUAG